CCAAUUCCAAUGGCGAAAUCCUCAGCAAAAGCAGACAAAAAGUCGUCCAAGGAGAGCAAGUCGGCUGCCGGGAAGGAGGUGACAAAGCAAAAGGCCCGUUCCUCCAAGGACAUCCUCGCUAACGGCGCUAAGCCUGCCAAAAAGACGCAGCCCGUCAAGCCUGCCAAAAAACAGGAGAGCAGCGACGAGUCCUCUGACUCCGACUCUGACGAGGAAGAGAAGCCCACCACCAAGACCGCUGCUAAGCCUGCAGCUAAAGCCAAGGCAUCUAAAGCCAAGGCUACACCUGCCAAAGCACCCAGCAGCGACUCUUCUGACUCUGAUUCCGACUCCGAUGCCGCACCUGCAUCAAAAGCAAACGGCAAGGCAAACGGCAAAACAAAUGGCAAGGCGAAGGUGUCUAGUGACGAGAGCAGUGAGUCUUCAUCAGAGGAGGAGGCUCCUGCUACCAAGAAGUCUUCUCCCACUAAACCCGCCGCUAAAAAAGCGGCCGCACCACCAAAACCCGCAUCCGACGAUUCUGACGAUUCUUCCGACGAAGAGGAAGAGUCCAAGGUAGAACAAAUAAAAGCAGCGGCCAAGGCUAAUGCAUCGAGCUCAUCCGAGUCGGAAGAGUCGGAAGAGGAGAAGCCGGCUCAAAAAGCUGCUUCAGCUAAAAAGGCUGCUCCUUCGCCCGCCAAAAAAGCACCCGCCAAGAAGGGUGAGAGUUCAUCUGAUGAGGAUAGCUCGGAUGACUCGUCAGAGGACGAGAAGCCCGCCGCGAAGCCGGUGCCGGCCAAGGCCACGCCUGCAAAGGCCGCUCCCACUAAGAAGGCAGACUCUGACUCUGACUCAGACAGUGACGAGGACAGCGACGAAGAAUCCUCCGACGAGAAGGAUGGUGAUGUGGAGAUGGCAGAGCCUGAACCUCCUAAGGGUAAGCGCAAGGCUGAUACCCAGGAUGCUGUCCCAGCGAAAAAGGUCAAGAUUGCCAACGGCGAUGCCAUGGAUGUUGACAACGAGAUCAAGAGCAUAUUCGUCGGACGGUUGUCAUGGAACGUCGACAACGACUGGCUGGCCAAGGAGUUUGCCGAGUGCGGAGAGGUCGUCUCUGCUACCGUGCAGAUGGACCGCUCGACCGGCCGCUCGAGAGGAUUCGGAUACGUCCACUUUUCCACCUCCGAGGCUGUCGAGAAGGCCAUCGAGUUGAACGGCAAGGAGAUCGACGGCCGCGCCGUCAACGUCGACAAGAGCAACCCACCGAAUAAGGACGCUUCGCGCGAGAAGCGCGCCAAGACCUUUGGCGACACCACCAGCCCACCGUCGGCUACGCUGUUCGUCGGGAACCUUAGCUUCGGCAUGAACGACGACGCGCUCUGGGAGGCAUUCUCGGAGCACGGCGAGGUGAAGAACGUCCGUCUGCCUACGGAUCGGGAGUCCGGCCGGCCGAAGGGCUUUGGUUACGUCGAGUUCAGCGACGUGGAGACCGCGAAGAAGGCGCAUGCGGCUAUGCAGGGAGUGGAGCUGGACGGUCGGUCUGUUCGUCUCGACUUCUCGCAGCCGAGAGACGAUUCAGGUGGUGCCCGGGGAGGCCGGGGAGGCGGACGGGGAGGUUUCGGUGACCGAGGUGGUUACGGUGGCCGGGGCGGCUUCAGUGACCGGGGUGGUGGCCGCGGUCGGGGCUUCGGUGACCGUGGUCGUGGCGGUCGCGGUGGUCGCGGCGGUGGCCGUGGGGGCGGACGAGGAGGAGCUCGCUCGGGUACCAUUACUGAGUUCCAGGGCGAGAAAAUUACGUUCUGAUCUGUAUGCUACCAGCACGUCGUUUACUUACUGACUCUCGAUCAGCGUCUCUUAGGGUUCAAUACGCAUGUACAUGUGCUCUAGUUAAAAACAUGGUAUGAUCAUGUCCUCAUUAUAAUAAUUAGG
Messenger RNA from Coniophora puteana RWD-64-598 SS2, 1905 nucleotides. Its product is annotated as RNA-binding domain-containing protein. The transcript has 5 exons. Bases 10 to 1779 code for a protein of 589 amino acids. Lineage: Eukaryota; Fungi; Basidiomycota; Agaricomycetes; Boletales; Coniophoraceae. Gene Ontology annotation, molecular function: RNA binding. The record is from RefSeq and is a predicted model, not a curated record.